GUCGUGCCGUUUGCUAUACACGUCCUCCGUCCGUCGUGCGCUCGUUUGCCGAGGUCGAUCGUGCACAUUUUCCCCUAAUAGAAAUUAUUAAUUAUUAAAAAAAUUAAAAAAAAAAUUCCCAUUAACCCGACAUAUAAGGUCCGUCCGUCGUUCUGGGCACACCCCGCCGCCGCCCUGUAUUCACCAGCAUCGCGAACACAUCGUCUUAGAUAAUAUUAUAAUGUUGAUGAUGAACGAUUUGGGUUCGAUGGCGGCCGGCAUGUUGCCGUUCGACCCCAUGUGCGGGGGAGGCCUGUACGAGCAGCAAGCCCCUAAACCCCCCCGUUUCGUUUUUAAAAUGCCCAGGGUGGUGCCCGACCAGAGGAACAAAUUCGAAACGGACGAACUGUUCAGGCGCCUGAGUCGCGAGAGUGACAUACGGUACACCGGCUAUAGGGACAGACCGCACGAGGAACGCCAGAGUAGAUUCCAAAUCGGAUGUCGCGAAGGUCACGCGGAUAUUGCCUUCACGUCCACCGGAACCAAUUUGCAAUUGACGUUUGCCCCGCACAUGCCUAUCGCGUCUUACCAUCAGCCCACAAACGGUGUUUGUGAUUUCGAAAAAGAACGAGGAGCGGUUCACAUACUGUCACACUUCAUAAUGAACGGCGUGUGCGUGCGGUGGAAAGGAAGGAUCGAUUUGAACAAAUUGGACGGCACUGGCUGUUUGGAGCUCGACGAAGAACGGGCCACGAUCGAGCACAGGAUGUUACAGGAACAAAUCGAAAGAUACAACGACCGCAUCAGAGACUACCAAGACAAACCUCGUGCGUUUAGAAACCAAGACCGCGUUACCGAAGCCGACAUGGAGAACAACAGAAGAUUAAACUAUUAGACGUGCGGUUUUUUUUUUUUUUUAAUUAGUUUUUAAUUUUGUUACUACUUUAAACUUUAUUAUUAAAUUAUUAAACUAUAUGAUAGUAUACCUACUAACAACCUAUUCGUAAUAUUUACUUGUGGAUAAAUUGUUGUGUGUGUGCACGUUCCAAUCAAAUAUUUAAAUCACUACCUAUGUACCUAUUAUAGUACCCUUCGCUAAAAAAUAAAAAUAUAUUAUAUUACCCAUAUAUUAAUAUAUUGCAUAAUAUUUGUAUUAAAAUCAAUAUUUGUGUGUGUGUGUGUAAAUAAUAAUAAUUAUAUGCAACGAAACGAGCGGUGCAGCCGAAGUAGAUAGUGCUUAAAUGUUAUGGAUAAAACUUACCAGUGUGAUUCAAUUACUAAUAUUAUUAUAAUUAUUAUAUGCAUAAAAAAAUAUAUCUAUAUAAUUUUAAGUACCUACCGAUUUGUUUUAACUUAGAAAUCUCUUUGUCGAUAAAUAUA
Molecule: messenger RNA, 1359 nt
Organism: Adelges cooleyi (spruce gall adelgid)
Lineage: Eukaryota; Metazoa; Arthropoda; Insecta; Hemiptera; Adelgidae
Product: protein big brother-like
Exons: 5
Coding region: 221-874 (217 amino acids)
Biological process (GO): regulation of transcription by RNA polymerase II
Cellular component (GO): nucleus; core-binding factor complex
Molecular function (GO): sequence-specific DNA binding; transcription coactivator activity
Source: RefSeq, a predicted model, not a curated record